AGUGGGAUACGUGCUGUCCAGCGGGCAGCGUUGGCGCGUUAUUUUGAACUAAACAUGGAGCUCAUACGCGCUUUGCAGUUAUUGAAAUUGAGCAGUGUGUCUACAGCUUGGGUGGAUGCAGUGUGGGAUUUUGAGUUCACCCACACAGACCCUCUUGACCCUGUUAUUGAGGAGGAUAUCAAGGAAAAUGCUGAUGUUUUCAAAACAGUUUACAUGCAAUUGCUGCCUUUCUCCACCGAUGAUGAUGAUGAUGUUAAUUCACAGAGUGUCUGGGUGGUGUUUGGUGAGAACGGUGUCUCUACAAAAGCGUUGGUGGCUGUGCUUUCCUAUUUCAUUCUUAGCGCAAAAGGCAAAAGUCCCAGUCUUGAGCAAAGAUUGUGUGGUCUAGAAGCAGCUUCACUUUAUUUGUUGCUGCUGAAAAUACCAGGGAGCGUUGCAAAUAAGGUGUACCAUCAGAUACUCUUUGACACCUGUUUAAACAUGCCUCUGAAAUGCUGGCCUCAAGACUCUGGGAGGAAACGGAAGAAAGAUUCUGUGAAAAGCUCCCAGGGCGAUCCAAAAACUGGAAAACGAUCCAAACCGCCCAAGAAAGUGUCAGAGGAGAUGGAGAUUGAUGGCGAUGAAGAUGAUGAAGUGGAGGAAAUGUACUUCUCAGCACAGGACUUGCUGAAGAUAAGGGAGGGCAUUGUCAUGUUGAUUCGCACACUCCUGCGACUUAUAGAAAAGUUUUCUCUUAAAGACAAACCUCAGAGUACCGACAGCUGUGUUCAGCUUUUCACAGGGCUAACUAACUUUGAACCAGUCAUUGGGGAUCUGUCAUUCAGUCAGAGAAGGAACGUCGACCAAUUAAAGAGCUUGCCUGAGCUGGCCUAUCAUGGACUGGGAAUUCUUUGCUCGGCCAUUCAUGGCGAAGGAGAUGAGUGUCGCCGUCGAGUGUUCCGAAAGUUGCUGUAUGUGAUUCUAAUGAUGAAAACACAAGAGCAGUCAAAGUCGUGUCUUCUUGUCCCGUCUCAGGCUGUUCAUAGUGCCAGAGAUCAUGCUGUCCGUUUUAUUAGCCACAUUGUUGAUGAGCAGAGAGAGACCACAUUGCCACUUUUAAGGGUUCUUGUUCAACACAUCUGUCAUCAGAUGGUAGAGAAGUCUGAAUAUCGAGCCAGUGGAGCACAAGCUGUUGGGAAACUAAUGGCUAAGAUGCCGUGUCAGGACUAUGCUGCCCUUGUUAAGUGGCUUCAUAACUACUCGAGAAACAAUAAGGUGGCCUUCAGAAUGUUUGCCUUGGAUAUCGCCAUGGUGCUUCUGGAGCAGAACGAAAGGGACUUGGAUGACACAAUGGACCCUGAUAUGGCAGUGUACCUGUCUCAUAGAUUCCUGGUACACAACAUAGUUUACGGUCAUCGUAACGACAUUUCGCCCUCGGUCAGAGGUCACGCACUACACUGCCUGGCCCUGUGUCUGGAGCUCCGUUCCCAGAAUGCCACGAAAUGUGUCCAUGAACUCUUUUCCAACACAGGUGCUCAGACAAUGCUGGAGACAGGCCGCUCUGAGCAAACUCUGAAGAGAGGAGAGACAGGACAGAAAACCGCCCUGACCUUCAGAACCAUUGAGCUGACGAAGCACAAAAGCAUCACGGCGACCUGCAGGAGUGACAUCAACGCCACCUUACACAAUGAAGAAACUAUGACUCUGUUUAAGAAGCAUGUCAGUGACCCAAAAACCAAUGCUAGGAAAAGUGCACUGGAGACAGUCAUGAGUCUGCUGAAGCAUGGGGUGAUCUCAUGCAGUGCAGAGAAUCUGAGUAUUCUGUCAGAUCGCUGCAGGGAUCCUGCUGUGUCAGUGAAGAAGAAAGCUAUGCAGUGCCUUAUGGAUCUUCUCGCGGCUCUGCCUGACAAUUUAGAGGUGCAGGAGGCAUGGCUGAGAGGAGUUUUGCCGGCUGUCAUAGACUCUGAGAGCUCUGUGCAGGAGAAGGCUCUAGAGUGCCUAGACCACAUUAUCCUCGCACACAUUAAGAGUCAAGGCAAAUAUCAUCAUGGAGACACCUCUCAGAGACUAGCCUGGGACUUGCUGGGACUAAUGUGUGAAAAGUGUGAAGACCUCAGACGAUAUUUCAGCAAGGCUUUCAGCGUGUGGGCUCCGCAACAGAAGUUCACUCCCGCCUUUGUUAACGGUCUGCUCUCACACACAGAGGGAGAGAGGGCUGCUGCCGCCUGGCUCCUGUUAGCCAAAAUUGCGAGCUGUUCACCCAAACUCAACUAUAGCACCGUGCUAGAGACCUGGGAACGCACAGUCAGGUCACCAGUCGUUUCAGUUACAAUGACUUGUCAUAUCUUGAGCGUUAUGGGUGACCUUUCCUCUAAUCUCAAUGAUGACACUAAAAGCAGAAUUGUAGAUGAUCUGAUGGGCUGGUUGAAGAGUUUCAGUCUGCCUCUGGAGGUGAUUAGCUCCUGUGUGGAUACCCUGCUUAGAUUUGCAAAAUCAGACAGCACUCAGGACACAAUGAGGUUCUUAAAUAGUUUCUGUGGAGAACUGGUCUCAGUGUGUGAAGCAUAUCUGUCCAGCGUCAUUCUAAAUGAGAAGGGAACAGAGAACAUCAAUGAGGAUCUGCUGGUGAAGCAUCUUUACACACUUGGUGUCGCUUCUCUCCAGUGCCCCUCUAAAGUGGGGAAGAGAAUUUUCCUUCUGGUUCAGUCCAUUCUCACUCCCUCCGAGCAGUCAGGUCAUGCUGAAGGAGACGAGCUGCCUGCCAGCCAGCCUCUGUCUCAGUUCAAAGCCAAUUCUAUGCCCCCAGUGGUCCGAGCACAUGCUGUUAUAGCAUUAGGUAAGUUGUGUCUGCAACAUGAGGAAUUGAUGUUAAAGUAUCUGCCGGUGUUUGCACGGGAACUGGAGGUGGGCACAGAGCUGGCUGUCCGCAGUAACGUGGUGGUGGUCAUGUGCGAUCUCUGCGUGCGUUACACCAACACGGUGACCCGGUAUAUACCCAAUAUCUCAGCCUGCCUGAGAGACAAAGAGCGCAUCGUGAGAGAGCAAACCCUUAUUAUGCUGACUAACUUACUACAGGAGGAGUAUGUGAAAUGGAAAGGUGCGCUGUUUUUCCGAUUCGCUGUUGCUCUGGUGGAUUCAGAUCCUGCCAUUGCAGAUCUCUGUGAAUACUGCCUGGUUGAUCUCCUGCUUAAGAAGAGCCCUCUCAUGUUCUCCCAACACUUUAUCGAGUGCAUUUUCCACUUCAACUCUUAUGAGAAACACAAGAAAUACAAUAAAUUCCCUCAAACUGAGAGUGAGAAAAACAGGUUUUCUUUGAAAGGUCCACAGAAUCAAGGCAAACGUUUCAGAAUCUACAAGUUCCUACUGAAAAACUUUACAGAUGAGCAACGUUUCAAUAUCACAACCAAAAUUUGCCAGGACAUCCUCGCCUGUUUUGUCGACUCUGAACUGCCUUUGGACUCCGAUGGCUCCGAGUUGCUUGCAGACACAUUUGAUGUGCUCUCCCUAAAGGAGAUGAAGCUGACAGCCAUGAGUGGCCCCGCGGCAGGCGAGGAACCUCAGGAAGACGAGAUGGCCAUGGCUAAAGCAGUCUUACAGGUGGCUCAGAAAAAAUUGAUCACACAGGUCCAGAAGAAGAACUUUGUGGAGAAUGUAAUUCCAAUCAUCAUCAGUCUGAAGAAUAUGCUGGAAGAGCAACACUCGCCUGUUCUCAAACACAUCAUGGCCUACCUGCAGGUGACCAUGCAGGACUAUCGUUCAGAAGUGAAGGAUCUGUUUGCAGCUGAUGAGCAGUUGGCUGCUGAGGUGGAAUAUAACAUGAAGCAGUUUGAAAAGCAGAAACAAGAACAAGAGGAGCAGGAGAUGGAGAAGGAACUGGCCAACUUCACGCUGUCACCCAGACAAAACGGUAAUGCUGUGGAUUCUCCUGCCCAGGAAGCAAAUGUCGGACAUCAGUCGGGUUUUGCCACACCUCUCCGUCCUGGUAAAAGGGGACCCAAACAAACCCCUAAAUCUGCUGAUGCUCUAAGACGGCGCACUUUUGCUGGCAUGGUAACCCCCGUCAGGAGCCAUCCUUCCUUUACAGUGAUUUCGACAGGACGAGCUAAACAGAUUGGGAGAGCCAUUAGUACUCCACAAGAAAGCAUCAAUGAGGUGACGUUUGGAGAGCAAGUCAGUGCAAUCUGCAGUGAAUCUGGAAGACGCAGCAAGAAUGUGGAGGAAGAAGAAAUAAUUUUACAUCUGAUAUCACCAGAGAAACAAAAACCAGUGCCCAGGCAAUGGAAUGUGGAAUCUCCUCUUGCACAAAAAAAUAGAUCCAAAAAAAGGUUGUAGUUGAUGUGCAUAUAUUGUAUUUUUUAUUGUACCGUAAAAUGAGCCCUUUUGAUUACUGUCCCUUCCCUGUUUAAAUGACGUUUGACUCGUCAAAGGCAAUUUUAUUGAAUGUGCUUUUGAUGCUCUGUCUCACGGGUCACAUUCUUUUGUAAACUGUCAUAUGUAAAACAUCAAUCCAACCGUUUCUAUCAGUAGAGAAUGUGAGUGACUUAAGGAUGUGUUUUAUAUGAGUGAAAUAUAUUAAAGGAAACAGAAAUAA
This is a messenger RNA of Triplophysa dalaica, 4570 nucleotides long. RefSeq names its product non-SMC condensin II complex, subunit D3 (gene ncapd3). The record is from RefSeq and is a predicted model, not a curated record. Gene Ontology annotation, biological process: meiotic chromosome condensation; mitotic chromosome condensation. NCBI's taxonomy places the organism in Eukaryota, Metazoa, Chordata, Actinopteri, Cypriniformes, Nemacheilidae. Gene Ontology annotation, molecular function: histone binding. The transcript has 35 exons. The coding region runs from base 55 to 4311 and encodes 1418 amino acids. Gene Ontology annotation, cellular component: condensin complex; condensed chromosome, centromeric region.